Molecule: messenger RNA, 1167 nt
Organism: Capronia epimyces CBS 606.96
Lineage: Eukaryota; Fungi; Ascomycota; Eurotiomycetes; Chaetothyriales; Herpotrichiellaceae
Exons: 1
Coding region: 1-1167 (388 amino acids)
Biological process (GO): zinc ion import across plasma membrane
Cellular component (GO): plasma membrane
Molecular function (GO): low-affinity zinc ion transmembrane transporter activity
Source: RefSeq, a predicted model, not a curated record
AUGGCCAGCAUCGAGUCAUUCGCCCGUCUCGUCCUUCGGGAAGAAGAUAGCGAAGCUACUUCAGUGUGUGAUACUGGCAAUGCAUACGAUGGUCGCUUAGGCCUGCGGGUAGCUGCGCUUUUCAUAAUAUGGGUUACAUCUUCUAUUGGCGGAGCUUUCCCCAUAUUCGCCCAUCGAAACCGCGGACUGAAGGUACCAGAUUGGGUCUUCUUUGUCUGCAAAUACUUUGGAUCCGGCGUCAUUGUCGGAACCGCGUUCAUACACUUGCUGGGGCCUGCCGAAGAAGCAUUAAAAAAUCCAUGCCUGACGGGGCCCAUCACCGAUUACUCUUGGGUGGAGGGGAUCAUUCUCAUGACCAUCUUUAUCCUGUUCUUCAUCGAGUUGAUGGUGAUGCGGUAUGGAGAUUUCGGUGCAGGACACAGUCACGGUCACGAGGGAGAGGGAGAGGGACAUAGCCAUACACACGAUCCGGAGCAUGACCAACCCGUGAACACCGAGCUGAACAACACCAUGGACCUGGCGCCUUAUAAAGACAACGCGUCAUCCACGACCCAGCCAGAAAGCAUCAGACACGCUCCAUCUCACAGUAUCCAGCUUCCGGGAGAAGAUCACCUAGGGCACUCUCAAGAACACAACGAAAUUGAAGAAGCAGCCGACGCUUUCAGUUUUGAGGACUACAAGGCUCAGAUGACGGCGAUUUUCAUCCUAGAGUUCGGCAUCAUAUUCCACAGCAUUUUCAUUGGUCUCACUCUGGCGGUUGCCGGAGACGAGUUCGACACACUCUUCGUUGUCUUAAUCUUCCAUCAGACUUUCGAGGGUCUCGGUCUGGGCUCCCGACUGGCAGUGGUCCCAUGGCCCCAGAGCCGGAGAUGGACCCCUUAUGUCCUAGCUUUGGCCUAUGGGAUCAGCACACCUGUCGCAAUUGCCAUUGGAUUGGGUGUGCGAAGGUCUUAUCCUCCCGGAUCCAAGACCACUCUCAUCGUCAAUGGCGUUUUCGAUUCCAUUUCAGCGGGCAUUCUGGUCUACACGGGGUUGGUGGAGUUGAUGGCGCAUGAGUUUAUGUUCAGCAGGUCAAUGCAGAAGGCGAGAAUCCAGACUCUCCUCGCGGCAUUCGGGACAAUGUGCUUAGGUUCGGGGUUGAUGGCUUUGCUCGGAAAAUGGGCUUAG